Molecule: messenger RNA, 1172 nt
Organism: Vigna umbellata (rice bean)
Lineage: Eukaryota; Viridiplantae; Streptophyta; Magnoliopsida; Fabales; Fabaceae
Source: RefSeq, a predicted model, not a curated record
AAAUAUGAACAUAAAACAUUCUUGUGUUGAUCUAAACAAGUAGGAGAAUUAAUAGUUCAAAGCAAUAGAAAUUAUUAAGUUAAAAUUUUAGGCCCUGAGCAUUCUUUUAUGAUGGAGCGUGUUAGAAAUAAAAAAUUAAUUUUGGCCCUCCGCCUAACUGCUCUCUAGAAGUGGUCCCUGACAUUAUAUCCUUAAUUUAUUGCAGCAAAGAACUCAUGUAUCAGCAAGUUCUCAGCCGUUUUGGCCAUUUCAAUGCCAUUCAACUAAAUGAUCCAGUUCCCUUGAAAGACUUGAUUAUAUUGGCACUCAAGGAAGAGGACCUAGAUUCGGAUUGUAAUGAUGAUGACACAUUAAAAGACAAGAUUGCAGAAAUGAACACAGAACUGCUGAAACAAAAGCCUGAAAUGCUUGAGGAAUAUUUCGGCAUUCAUAUUGAUGAGCAUGGAAAUGUCUCUAGACUUCCUGUGAUACUUGAUCAAUACACUCCAGACAUGGAUCGGAUCCCAGAGUUUGCUCUUUGUUUGGGCAAUGAUGUUGACUGGGAAGAUGAAAAGAGUUGCAUUCAAACGAUUUCAGCUGCUCUGGGAAACUUCUAUGCUAUGCAUCCACCGAUGUUACCCAAUCCAUCUGGUGAAGGUUUUCUUUUUUACAAGAAGAGAAAAAUGAUGGAUGACUGUGUUGAAGAGAAUACCCAUGAUAAUAUCGGGAGUGACGUGAUUGACAAUAAAGUUGAACAUGAACUACUUUCUGAAGCUGAGACUACUUGGGCGCAGCGCGAAUGGUCAAUACAACAUGUGCUUUUUCCUUCCAUGAGACUCUUUUUCAAACCACCUGUUUCUAUGGCUACUGAUGGAACCUUUGUACAGAUAACUUCGCUGGAGAAACUGUAUAAGAUUUUUGAAAGAUGUUAGGCCAUCAUAUGGAUUGAGACUACCGGUUGUUGGGUUUGGGCAUUUUGGGUUUGGAUUAAUUGUGUUCCUUUGUAUUCUCUGUAAAUACGCAUCUAGAUUAUUCAGGUAUUAGAGGAAUUCUUGUAGUGAUUCGUCAAGUUGUUCCUUCGAAUGUUUUUUCAAAUGUAUAGGCACUACGUAAAUGAUGCACAUGUAUUUUCCAGGAACUGAUGAAAGUGCAUUCUAAUCUUUUGAAUUUGACAUUUUUCUAAUCUUGUAUCU